UACUUCGCGAGCAACAGCUGUAUACUGCUUCACCGUCGUUUGAACUCACUUUUCUUUCCCUUUAAGAACAAUAAAGGUGCACAGAAGUAAACAAUGGACGACCGGGUGUGUGUGUAGAGGUCAGGAGCCGUGAUUGAGAUCAGCAGCUUGUGUGCUGGGAGAAGAGCUGAAAUGGACCCAUUUGCUCCUGGAUCCCCACCUUCUUCUCCUACUAAUUCCAUCUCUCUAGCGUCUCUUGUGUCUAAACACACCCCUCGCAACACUUCCUCCUUUGCAACACCAGGUUCUUCUUCUCGGGUGUCUCCUCCUUUACAUCCAGCUUCACACACGGGUCGCUCCCAGCUAAAUGCAGCUAGCGUUGCAUCUGAAGACAGCCCACCUGGUGGAUCUUCAUCUCCUGCAGGAGACAUUUCAGAGGAGCUGGACAUAGAGGAACUUAAGCAAAGGGCUAAGAAUGGAGAUUCCAAAGCACAGACUGAGAUCGGCAGGUAUUACUUGAGACUAUCUGAACAUGAGGAUGAAGAAGUCAACAGUGUCACAGCAGUAACAUGGCUCUUACAAGCAGCAAAAAAUGGAAGGAGGGAUGCUGUGAAACUUCUACAGUUUUGCUUGCGUGAAAGAAAAGGCAUCACAGCUGAAAACAGAGAGGAGGUAUGCACCUUGGCAUCCGAGUCACGUUUUGAACGUACUGUGAGGAAAGCGGCUCUCUGUAUGUACUGGAAACUCAACCCAGACAAGAAAAGAAAGGUUUCUACUACGGAACUGCUGGAAAACAUUAGCCACUACAGCUCUGAAACAGAUGGUGCCCCAAACAACACACUUUCAAGUUCAGCUCAGAAACAGAGGAAGGUCUUAGAACGUCUUGUCUCCAGCAGUGGUAACCAGUUUGUUGGCGUUGAGGAUUUUGUUGAAAAUGCCAAGCUUUAUGCACAAGGUAUCUCACCAUCACCGGUUUUUGAUGCGGCAGUAGAUGAUGAUGAUGAUGAUGAUGAUGAACCUGUGAAGAACCCAGAAGAGUUACCUUUGCGUCAGAAGAUACUAAAGUUUCCCCUUCAUGCUGUGACUGAGGUAAAGGAGGUGUUGAUCGACUGGGCUUCCCGAGCUGGAAUGCAGUGGAUCAGCGUCCUCAUCCCGACUCACCAUGUCAACACUCUGAUUUUUUUCUUCAUCAUCUCCAACCUGACUCUGGACUUUUUCCUUCUCGUCAUUCCACUCGUCAUCUUCUACCUCUCCUUCCUCUCGAUGGUCAUCUGCACAUUAAGGGUUUUUCAGAACAGCAAAGCAUGGGAGAACUUUAAGACCCUGACAGCCAUGUUGGCUCGUUACGAGCCAGGUUUGGACGUAGAGCAAGCCGAGUCCAACUUCACCUGGACUCAUCUAGAGCCUCACCUGUAUUUCCUGGUCUCUGCAGUUUUUCUCAUACUCUCAUUCCCUGUGGCAGAUAAAUCUUGGCUGCCUUGUUCCGAACUGGCCACGGUGGCUGUCUUCUUCACUAUAAGCAGCUACCUGAGCUUGCGUCCAGCUGCGCAGCAACAUGCUAGGCUAGCGCUCCUUUCACAAUUUGCCUCUGCAAUUUGCUCUUUCACUAAUGAGCUGAUUGGGGGUAGGGUGGGUCAAUUUGUUGGAGGGUCAUGGUUUAGCAUGUCAAUCUGUGAUUGGUUGGUAUUGCAUAUGAGCGUGCCUUGCAUUCUCUACCUUUACCUCCUGUACUUGUGUGUCCGCAUGGGCACAGCACGAGGAGGGCAGGGGUCUUACAGCAUGCUUCUGCCCUACCUGCUCUGUUUCACAUGGUGCGAGCUGUCUGUGACGCUUCUGCAUGCGUCCACUGCACUAGGACUCAUGCGCACAGCUGUGGGCUACCUGCUUUUCUUUUUUGCCUUGCCUGUACUUUCACUAGUGCUGGUAUCUGCACUAUUGGUUCAGCUCAUACAGUGGUUCCUUGCUCUGGAGCUGGCCAAGAUGGCAGUGACUGUGUGUGUUUGUGUGGUGCCGGUUUUGCUGAGGUGGUGGAUUCGUUUCAGUGUGUCACCUCUUGCUCUAAUUCGGUCUCUAAGGCGCAGUAGCAUGGUUAAACUGAUCUUUGUUUGGAUCUCUGCUUUGGUUCUCUUCAGCUGGUUCUAUGUGUACCGUUCUGAAGGCAUGAAGGUUUAUAAUUCCACUGUUACCUGGCAACAGUACAGUGAGAUGUGUGGCCCUCGUGCCUGGAGGGAGCGCAACAUGGCACACACACAGAUCCUCUGUAGUCAUCUUGAAGGCCACCGUGUGACCUGGGAAGGUCGGUUUAAAUAUGUCCGUGUGACAGAUAUUGAAAAUGGAGCACAAUCGGUCGUCAACCUCUUGCCUGGCUUCAUAGCAGACUGGGUCCGAUGCCUUUAUGGAGAGGAGUACCCAGCCUGUGACAGCACCCAACCACAGCCAGAUUUGCCUCUUUGCAAGCUCAGAGCAUUCGCAAAUCACAAGUGUCAUGUGAAACGUUUUGACCGCUAUAAAUUUGAAGUGACCAUGGGUAUGCCCCUUCAGGAUAAAAAGGGCAGAUGGGCGCAAGAACCUGACGAUGAUGCAACCAAAGACAUAGUGCUCCGGGCAAGUAAUGAAUUCCGUGGUGUGCUCUUGGCCCUCAGUGCAGGCAGUGUUGUGGAAUUCAGUACCGUUCUGGAGGGAAGGCUAGGCAGCAAGUGGCCUGUGUUUGAGCUAAAAGCACUUCAUUGUAGGACUUGUACCUCACCUUUGAUACCUACAAAACGGCAAGUCAAGAUAGAGCCGGACUGGAGGGGUAAUGUCCGUAACGCAUUUGCCUUUGCGUUCAACUUCCUUUUCCACCCCUUGCUCACUGCUGAAGUAGAAGAUGCUGUGUCUGCAGAAGCUGGGUAGUAAACAUUUUAUAAUUUUAUAUCAGUUUGAUAACCAAGCCUUGUAUAACAGAAGUUAUUCAGGGCCUGUCACACUUUCUCACAAGAAGUGGAAGAGAUGUCUAUUGUUGGCCUGUAGUCAUAGAGUGCUGAGAUAUCAAAUAUGUGUUGUUUUGAGAACUAGGCUACUCUGUCUGGAUUAAAUGUAAAAUCAUUAUGGGAUUCUUACUCAGGAUGGUGGCCAAGUGGGGGUGAAUUUUCAGUGACCAUUGUGGCAUGUGAGUAAUUCCCAUUCAAAUGAAAAUGAUUUGGUGGUUCCUACAGAGAAAUUUAGUCUAAAUGCCAAGGCUCCUUAUUUCAAUAUAAUAGUGUAGACCAUCUGUAUCUGAUCUUCUCCACAGUGAGCCAUUGUGGCUGCGAGUUUUAGUCUUCCAUUGACUAUACUAUUUUGUGUUCCUCUUGGUUGGUUGGAUCAAAACCUGCAGCCAUGCUGGAAAUGCAGGCAAUAUUCAACCUUUUGCAGACUAGCGGAGGAAGAAGACUGAAAAAUCUAUCGAUUCUCUAUUUAUUUAGGCAGGAGCUCUUUGUAUGGUAAUGGAUAUUAUUUAUGGCCAUAUUCUCAUUUUCUGGCUCUUCGCUGGACUGAACACUAUUUUAAGUGGAAAAUUACUAUUGACAAAAUCAUUUAGUCCAAGACUAAAGAAAAUUUAGUGCAACUUCUUAUAUUUGUUUUGUGUACAAGUGUGUAUGAAUGGGUGUCGGAAAGAGGAACAUUGUAAACCUACAGAAACGAAAAUUCCAGAAGGUACUAUAAAGUAAGCCAUGAGGGAUCAUUUAAAAAAUGUUUAGCGUUGUGUAAAAUUUGGACAUAAAAUGUCAUGUCCAUCAUUUCAUUUGUGGGAUUUUCUUCCCAUCUCACAUGAUAAACAUGGUAUAUCAGAGGCUUAGAAUAGUGACAAAGCACUAACAGACCAUGAUUAGGAACAUUAGAAUGUUUAAAAAAACAUUAUUUUAAAACAAUAACAUCUUUAAAAAAAAAUUAUCUGGUAAAAAAAAAAUCUUAUUGAACUAUGUAAUAUUUAUUUUUGUGAAUUGUUUGGAGUGUUUUAAACAUUAAUUUGGGAGUUAGGGUAAAAUGUAUAUAUUUUUGUAUAGAGAUCAUUAUAUUGUUAUUAUCAUUAUUAUUAUUAUUAUAUGGAUGUUUUUCUUUUUAUAGCUUGUCUGUGAUUUCCUAUUCUAUGUGCGUAAAACCACCACAGGGCAUUCAAGUAGUCAUACUGUACAUGAUGAGAUUUUUGUUAAAUACCUGUAAAUGAUAUUUAUAUUACACAGUAAUAUAAAAGCAUACUACUUACUGUAUAUUGGGAUUGCUGCACAUACAGUAGGAUUCCAUACAGAUGCACAGGCACCAGAACUAUUUUACGCCCUCAAAAAGCACGCUGCUCACUUUAAGUUCAAUUGAGCUGGUCUCUAGUCCAUUGUGUUUAUUCACUACUGUAGUAUUGCACUAUGAUCAAUAAAAGCAGUUCUUUAGCCAGCUGUU
Messenger RNA from Clarias gariepinus (North African catfish), 4392 nucleotides. It is a transcript of the gene wfs1b, whose product is annotated as Wolfram syndrome 1b (wolframin). NCBI's taxonomy places the organism in Eukaryota, Metazoa, Chordata, Actinopteri, Siluriformes, Clariidae. Bases 172 to 2871 code for a protein of 899 amino acids. The transcript has 8 exons. Gene Ontology annotation, biological process: calcium ion homeostasis; endoplasmic reticulum unfolded protein response. The record is from RefSeq and is a predicted model, not a curated record. Gene Ontology annotation, molecular function: protein binding. Gene Ontology annotation, cellular component: endoplasmic reticulum membrane; endoplasmic reticulum.